UUUUCAUUUUUAUUUUAUUUAUUUUUAUUUAUUUUUGUUUGUUUAUUUAAUUUUAAACCAAGGGUAUUAGGGAUAUUUUACUCUUUAAUGAAUGUCAUUUUUGUGACUUUCUCCUUCUAAUGCUAUUUUUGAGACAUAAAUUUCAAAAGGUGCUAUUAUUGACAAUUGCCCUUAUCCAAAUUGUGUUAAUGUUUUUUAUAUGAUGCUCAAAUCAGAAAAUUUCUAAUGAUAUUAAAUUUUACUUAGAAUUUAAUAUUUCAAAUUAAAUCUAAACUAUAUAUCAAACAAAAUCCAAAAUCGAAACAUAAAUCAAUUACAAUUCCAGUUUAAACACAACUACAAUGGAAUAUCCGGCAAAUAAAAAUGAAUGAACCUUUUCUAAAAAGGUCUAAUAAUUAGUUUUUGGCAUUUUGCAGAUAUAUAUGUAAAGAGGGGUGUAUAUAUAUAUAUAUAUGUAUGAGUGCAUUCAAAAAGACAAAAAGAAUAGAUGGAAAAAGAGACAGUCAUCUUUUAGAAAAAGCCAAAACCAUUUCAGAAAACAAAAGAGACUUGCUCUUUUAAAUCCAACACAUACCCACAAAUCCUCUCCUACGUUUCUCUGUCUUCUGUUCUUGGUUUCUGUGCUCCAAAUCUAAAAGACGUUUUAGGGUUCUUGAGACUGAUUUGUGAAGGAAUGGGUACGUGUGGUGGAAGAAACGGCAACGACGUUGGCUUUAACGGUCACGGAGGCGGCAGAGUUAGGCCAUACGUACGGUCUCCAGUGCCUCGACUCAGAUGGACGCCGGAGCUCCACCGUUGUUUCCUAAACGCCGUCGAUAUGCUUGGUGGCCAACAUAGAGCCACUCCAAAGCUUAUUCUUAAGAUGAUGGAUGUGAGGGGACUCACCAUUUCACAUGUCAAGAGCCAUCUCCAGAUGUAUAGAGGUUCUAAACUCACUUUGGGCAAAUCAGAGGAAAGCUCUUUAUCUUCAAUAAGAAGAAGACAAGACACUGAAGAAGAUUAUCUUCAUGACAACUUGUCUUUACCCUCAAGGAAUGAUUGUCUUUUGGGGUUUCACUCGUUUCCUCUUUCUUCACAUUCUUCUCUUAGAGGAGGAAGAAGAGAGAAUCAGACUUCACAGUCUGGUGGUGGUGAUGAUGAUGAUGACUUUCUUCACAUCAUAAACAUGGAGAAGACGAAAGAAACGACGGCGUUUCCAUCACAUCAAUGCCACAAGAAGACAGAGAAGGAGAAGAACAAAUGGGAGAACAGUGGGAAAGAACAAGAAGAGGAAGAUUUGUCGCUGUCUCUGUCUUUGAACCAUCAUCAAUGGAGAAGCAACGGGUCAUCAGUGAGCGAAACGAGUGAAGCAGUCUCCACUUGUUCUGCACCAUUCGUCUUCAAAGAUUGCUUUGCUUCUUCACCAAAGAUUGAUCUCAACCUUACUCUUUCAGUUUCUCUCCUCAGCAGCUGAAACCAGUAAAUAAAUAUCUGUCUGCUUAGAUUAGUCCCAGUGAAAACAUUUCAGAUGAUUUUGUUGUUAAACUCCUAGGAUUUCUUGUUUA
Molecule: messenger RNA, 1544 nt
Organism: Brassica rapa (field mustard)
Lineage: Eukaryota; Viridiplantae; Streptophyta; Magnoliopsida; Brassicales; Brassicaceae
Product: putative Myb family transcription factor At1g14600
Molecular function (GO): DNA binding; DNA-binding transcription factor activity
Source: RefSeq, a predicted model, not a curated record